AUGGCGGUGCGGGAGCUUCAUCCCGUGCUGAAACUAUUCCUGAUUUUAACUUUUACACAAUACAUUUGUGCAGAAGUUUUAACCCCACCCUACUUUAAUUUGGCUCAGGGACGAGAGAUCACUGCAACAGCAACUUGUGGCGAGACACCCUCCGGAGGAGAAAGCAGAGAACUUUAUUGUCGACUUACGGGUGCAACGGGUCAAGAAAGAUCUAGUGGAGAUACAGCAUUGAUUCAAGGACAGUACUGUGAUUAUUGUGACCGGAAUGAACCUGGAAAAGAACACCCUGCAAGUUAUGCCAUUGAUGGGACGGAGCGAUGGUGGCAGAGCCCCCCGCUCUCUCGGGGUAUGGCAUACAACUCCGUCAAUCUCACCGUCAAUUUGGGUCAGGAAUUCCAUGUGGCCUAUGUGUUCAUCAAGAUGGCUAACUCUCCACGUCCAGGAGUCUGGGCUCUGGAACGCUCUGUGGACAAUGGAGAGACCUGGAAGCCUUGGCAAUACUUUGCAGACACAGCCAGCGAUUGUAACAAGUUCUUUGCUGUGGAAGCUGACACUAAAUUGGUCGCUGACGAUUCUGUCAUCUGUGCUACUCAGUUUUCUAAAAUUGUACCUCUUGUUAAUGGAGAGAUUGUCGUGUCUCUUGUGAACAACCGUCCAAAUGCCAUGAAUUUCUCUUAUGCGGAGACACUUCAGGAAUGGACCAAGGCAACCAAUGUAAGGCUACGUCUGAUCCGAACAAAAACACUGCUAGGACAUCUGAUGGCUGUCGCACGUCAGGACCCAACUACAACUCGUAGAUACUACUACAGUAUCAAAGAUAUUUCUAUUGGUGGGCGAUGUGUGUGUAACGGUCACGCUGAGAGUUGUGUUAGGAGUGACUCUGCAAAUCCGAACAAGCUUGUUUGCCAGUGUGAACACAAUACAUGUGGCGACCAGUGUGAUCGCUGUUGUCCCAAUGCCAUACAGAAAAAAUGGCAACCUGGACGUGUAGACAAGGUUUUUCAGUGUGAAGCCUGCCAGUGUUACAGACACAGUGACGAGUGUAUCUAUGAUGAGGAAGUGGAUAAACUGGGACAGAGUAUCGACAUUCAUGGUGACUACAUUGGAGGUGGUGUCUGUCAGAACUGUAGGCAUAACACAAUGGGUGUCAACUGUAACGAAUGUGUGCCAGGUUACUACAAUCCCUAUGGUGUACCACUCGACUCACCAGAGGCCUGUGUCCCUUGUGUGUGUGAAGGUCAGAAAUACACCGGGGAGUGUGAGGCGGGUACAGGGCGAUGUCAGUGUAGUAAGGAAUACACAGGUCUCGACUGUGACAGUUGUAGUUUUGGUUACUAUGGCUACCCAGACUGUAUACCAUGUGACUGCCAUCUGAACGGUACAGAGGGGACAGUGUGUACUGUGGGUGGAGGACAGUGUCCCUGUAAAGAGGAGUAUGUUGGACAGCGUUGCGACAUGUGUGCUUUUGGUUUCUACAAUUUUCCCACUUGUGAACCAUGCAAAUGUGAUUCAACCGGGUCCACCAGUAAUGUGUGUGAUGUGGAAACUGGACAGUGUCAAUGCCAUCCCAACUACUCAGGAUUAGAAUGUAACCAGUGUGCCAAUGGAUACUACAACUACCCAGAGUGUAGAGAGUGUGACUGUGUAGCGGCGGGUACAGAGGAGGCCAUUUGUGACAAGGAGACAGGAGAAUGUCUUUGUAAGGAUAACUACCAGUUUCCUCGCUGUGACCGCUGUGCUCCAGAGUACUAUGGAUUUCCACUGUGUCAAGAAUGUCAGUGUGCAGACCCUGGUUCCUAUAGUAAAGUGUGUCGAGAGGAUGGCCAGUGUGCCUGUAGUACCAACUUUGCUGGAUAUCAGUGUAAUCGAUGUGCAACCGGCUUUUACCGCUAUCCAGAGUGUAGACCUUGUGAAUGCGACUUGUACGGAGCCAUUGGACAGUCCUGCGACCAGCUGUCUGGGCAAUGUGAAUGUGCUCCUACAUUUGAGGGGCUCAUGUGUAGCAAGUGUAAAGAUGGAUUUUACAACUACCCAAACUGUGAAGAGUGUAACUGUAACCCUGCUGGAGCUAAGGAGAUUCCAGGCUUCCCCUUGGGGGGCUGUGGUGUGGUGACACGUGGCUUGUUGUGUGAGUGUAAGGAGAAAGUGAUGGGACGAAUCUGUGACCAGUGUAAACCAGGCUACUACAAUCUCAACAGGAACAACCCACAAGGAUGUCAAGCCUGUGAGUGCUAUGCCCCAGGGACAAUGUCCGGUCUAAGUAACUGUGACCCUGUUGAUGGUCAGUGUAUGUGUAAGACUAAUGCUGGUGGCCGUCGCUGUGACACGUGUCAGCCGGGUUUCUACGGACUCAGCAAUGAAAAUCCAUUUGGAUGUGUUGAGUGUAACUGUGACAUGGGUGGAUCAGUGACUCCAGUCUGUGACAGUAUGACCGGCCAGUGCAGAUGUAAACCAAGAGUUCGCGGUAAACGUUGUGAAAGCCCAGACACCCUUCAUUUCUAUCCAUCCCUCCAACAGCUGAUCUAUGAAAUUGAGGAUGGACACACGCCAGAGGGUUCCAGCAUCAGAUACGGUUUUGAUCAGGAAAUAUUUAGUAACUUUUCCUGGAGAGGAUACGCCAUCCUUACUCAUCUGCAGCCUGAAGUCUUGAUGGAUGUCAAUGUGAUGCGACCGAGUCUGUACCGUAUCAUCUACCGCUUUGAAAAUCUGAACGCCUAUACUGUUAAGGGGGAGGUAACUCUCACUCCACAGUCAGUGGCUGACGUUAAACAGACCAGUGAGGUAUUGUUUGUCCACUCAGAGAUGCCACAGUUUGUGACGGUUGGCUCUACAACUGGAGUGAAGGACUUUGUGCUGAACCCUGGCUACUGGACAAUCUCUAUUAAAUCCCCGGACCUUUUGCUCCUGGAUUACAUGGUGCUAGUACCACAAGCUUACUAUGAGGCUACAGUAUUGCAGCAGACAGUCACACGUCCCUGUACCAUACCAGAUGAUGAAGGCCCGUGUCUGUAUUAUAACUACCCUGACCUGUCACGUUUCCCUGCGGUGUCUGGUGAGAGUGGGUACACUAUUGAUACAGAUGGCAAUGUGGUUCCCACACAAGUAUUCAGUGACAGAGACAUCCUAGAUGAACUUGAUCUCGACGGAAUGGCCAAGUUAGACAAAAACCAGAAUUCACUAAAUCUGAACCUGGCAGUUCCUGAUGCUGGUCAGUACAUCAUAGUGGUCAACUACUUUGCCCUAUCCAACACAACACAGGAAAUAAAUGUCACCAUGAGGACUCCAGAAGGGGACUACCUUGGAACUGUGUCUCUUAGCAACUGUAAAUACAGUGUACUAUGUCGUGAAGUACUGAAGGACCUAAACAGUAUGCCAGCUCUCACCUUCAUCAACGGAACUGCCCAGAUCAUCCUCACUGGUGACGAUGACGUGGAUGUAGCAAUUGGCUCUGUAGUGGCAAUCCCAUAUCCUGAUUGGACUCUCGGAUACAUUCGUCCUAGCAUCAUCUGCAUCCGUAUCAACGGCAUAUGUAUUGGUUCCCAGUGGUCAGUUCCAGCAGACUCUCGUAGGGUUGAGUUUGAGGACCCACCCAAUCAAGACCUGCGUGUUGGACCCAACGAGUUCCCAUCCUGGAUUGUGGGCGAUAAUAUUGGAUUAGUGCAUCUAAAUGAUACAGUAUCAACUAUUGAGGUGGAGACCACAGUUCAGAAUCCUGACCGCUAUGUGUUUGUCGUCCACUUCUACCUACCAAGUGAAGCAGGAAUUGACCUCCCAGUUACCAUUCAUGCUGAUGGUCAAGUAUAUAGUGGUAUGUUCCGACCGAGGUAUUGCCCAGGUGUUUCUGGCUGUCGAGGACUGAUCUUCUUUGACGAACAAGACGGCAGCAACACCAUUGGUGUGAAUGACAACAGGGUCUCCAUUCGUCUCAACAACACCAGCGGCCGUGACAUCUUCUUGGACUACCUGUUGAUGAUUCCGGCUUCUCGCUUCUCCGCUGCUGACUUAGAUGUUCAGCCAGUUGAUGACUCUGCUAACUUCCUGGCAAACUGUGUGGGCCCAGGCUUUCAACUUAUAAGCAACUCCGAGUUUUGUCGUCAGGGGAUCUUCUCCUUGACCACCGAGUUCAACAAUGGUGCUGUACCAUGCAGCUGUGAUAUCGACGGCUCUCUAAGCUUUAGCUGUGUGAACUUUGGCGGUCAGUGCCAGUGUCGUGAUAACGUCAUAGGUCGCAGCUGUACUCAUUGUGCUGAGGGUUACUAUGGUUUCCCUAACUGUAGAGAAUGUAACUGCCCAUACGGAAAGUGCCAUCCCAUCACGGGCGAAUGUGUUUGUCCUCCCCGCGUGGCUGGAACAAUGUGUGACCAGUGUGUGGCCGAGACUUUUGGUUAUGAUCCUCUUGUUGGCUGUACUGACUGUGAAUGUAGCUACUAUGGUGUGCUGAAUAAUGACCUCAACUGUGAGCAAGGAACUGGUCAGUGCAGAAUGACCACCUUUCUAGUGAACACAUCAUUACCUGUACAGAAUGACACAUCAUCCCCUUUGUGUAACUGUCAAACUGUCGGUACUGAACAGACCAUCUGUGAUCAAACCAAUGGCCAGUGUCUUUGUAAGGCCAAUGUUGAUGGGGGCACGUGCGACAGAUGUCAGCCAGGAACAUUUAAUCUUGACCCUCGCAACCCCAAGGGAUGUACCAGAUGUUUCUGUUUCGGCACAACUCAGACCUGUGACAGUACCAUCUUUACCUGGGACAUGCACAAGGACAUGAUGGGAUGGACAGCCACAAACGUCGACCCAAGUGCAGUGCGAGAGGCUGGAGAUAUUGUGGCUAUUCUGAAUGUACAGACCUAUAUCACCAACUCUGACGAAGCCAUUUACUGGAGUGCUCCCCAAUCUUACUUGGGCAACAAGGUGGUGUCCUAUGGUGGUCGUCUGCAGUAUUCCUUUAUCUACAUGCUCGAAGACCCCACAACAGAAGAGGAGACUACCGGACCUGCUGUGAUCCUUACAGGUAGUAACAUGACCAUUAUGCACAUGCUUGAUGCUGCUGAUUACCAAGGAGGUGGUGUUUACGAGGUCACAGUACCAUUGGUGGAGGCCCAAUUUCUGUAUAGUGAUACAAGGACAUUCGUGAAUCGUGACAAUUUCAUGUCAGUCUUAGUGGAUCUCCAGUCCAUACACAUAAGAUCGGCUUACACCACCAACAUUGACCAGCUCAGGCUGAUGAAUGUGACUAUGUUGGUGGCAUCCCCUGAUGGUAGUGAUGGUCAAGCUUUGUCUGUAGAGCAAUGUAAUUGUCCUCCAGGUUACACAGGCACAUCUUGUGAGAGCUGUUCUCAGGGAUACUACCGCACUCAAAAUGCACCAUUCCUUGGUGCAUGUAUACCGUGUAUGUGCAACGGACACACAGAUACAUGCGACCCUGAUACUGGAAUGUGUUUGGGUUGUCUUGACAACACCAUGGGAGACCACUGCGAGACCUGUCUGCCUGGUCACUAUGGUGACCCGUCCCGUGAGGGCUGUACCAUCUGUAGCUGUCCUCUCCCCAUCGCUAGUAACAAUUUUGCGUUUGGAUGUAAUGCUUACAAUGGUGAGAUGGUUUCCUGUGACUGUCAGCCGGGCUAUGCUGGUCUCCUCUGUGAUAGAUGUGCCCCAGGUUACUAUGGCAAUCCCAAUGAGGAGGGCGGUCGUUGUGAAAUGUGUCAAUGUUCCGGAAAUAUUGAUAUGAACAACCGCGGCUCGUGUAGCGAGGUGACUGGUGCAUGUCUUAUGUGUGACAACAACUCAACAGGCGUCGACUGUUCUCAGUGUCGUGAUUGGUGGUAUGGUGAUGCUGUUGAAGCCAAAAAUUGUCAAGCCUGUACCUGUGACCAAUGUGGUUCUCAGCUGUGUGACAACGCUGUAGGACAGUGUAUGUGUAAACCAAAUGUGCAGGGCGAGGACUGCGAUAGCUGUGCACCCAACACAUAUGGAUUUGACAACUGCGAGGGUUGUCGGGACUGUAACUGUGGACUAGCCGCCACCAGCCUUCAGUGUGACCUUGUCAGUGGACAAUGCUCCUGUCAGCCGGGUGUUACAGGCCUGAUGUGUGACGAGUGUAUGGACGGCUUCUUCGACUAUACUGCAACUGGUUGUCAAAAGUGUGACUGUGAGGCAGAUGGUGCUAUGACCUGUAAUCCAUUUACUGGGGUGUGUCAGUGUCUGGAGGGUGUCACUGGUGAAAGGUGUGAUAGAUGCCUUCCACGCUGGAUCCUCGUACCCAAUGAGGGAUGCCGUCCCUGUGACAGUUGUGUGCACAUUUUGCUGGAUGACUUAGAAUUCAUGGAUAGAAAUCUAACCAGCUUGACCGGUAACCUGGCAACAGUCUCUGUUGGAGUGACAGCCAUGAAGCGUCUGCAAGCCAUCAACGAUUCAGUCGCCAUUAAUGGACCUAAGAUCGACAAAAUGAAAGCAGCAGAAGAUGCAUUUUCCCUGACACCACUGAGGCAGGCCGUUACAGAGAUCAUAGAACUGGCAGAUGACACCGUGGCAAUGUCCAAUACACAGAUAGUGUCUGCUGGCCUGGUAAAGGAGGAAGCUGAACAAUUCCUCACCAAAGCCCUUGACCUUGAACAGAACAGUGAAGAUGUCAGUGCUGGAUCUAAUGUGGCUGUACAGGAGGUUGAAGAUGUCCUUGCCACCAUCCUGAGGGGGAUCCAGGUGACCAACAUAGACACAUACAUCAAGCAGUCCAUUGAUCUUUUGGAUGACAUCAUGGCAGUCAACAUAACUGGGGUAAAUGACAGAGCAAACGCUGCUGUUAUUGACAUUUUAGGGUUUGACUUGGACAGAUACAGGGUUGCAUACAAGGAGAGUGAGAAUGAGGCUGAAAGGCUAGCCAAUGCUGUUAACGACCUCGCCGACAGUCUCUACAGCCUUCAGGAAAAUGGUCAGCGCAGUCUCACUAACUCUUCUGACACCAUGGCACUUGUUAAAAAGAUUAGACAGCUGUCUCUUAAUAUCAUUGGACUGCGUCUGAAGGGAAUUGAAGAGUCGAGCAGAGAUACAGAGAUGAUACUGAGAAUGUCGCAAAGCGAAAUUGAUGCAGCUUUGGAGGCCUUACAGACCUGCAAGGCUGAUACGGAGACGGUGAAUGACCAAUCAGCUGCUCUAACUGACAGUAUCAAUCAGCUGAAAGUCAUCGACGACAACUUGAACAGCAGCUUGAGUGAUUUGGAUGAGAAACAAAUGCAGGCACAGGCACACGCAGAAAGCUUGGUUGAUCAGGCUAAAAUGCUGGAAAGUGUGUACACAGACACGCGUGACACUGCUGCCCUAGCACUUCGAGCAGCCAACGCCUACGAGGGUAUUGUCAUGGCAAUCAAUGAUGCUCAAAACGCCUCACAAGCGGCAACAGGGGCAGCGUCCAGUGCACUGGGAAAGUCAUUUGGGGUUGAGGAAGUGGCUGCCUCCAAAAGAGCUAGAAGUGCAGAGUUGCUUGCUGCUGCUGAAAAGAAGCUUGAAGAGACUGACAUGGACUUACAGGAAAGGCUCGAGGAUGCAACCUUCAACACAGACAAGGUGGAAGACACAAACCAGGAGUCAAAAGACCAACUUGACAAUGUCAACUUUCAACUGCCAUCACUGGAAACCGGAAACGUUGGGCAGAGGGCUCAAGAUGCCAUAAUGCAAGCAGAAGAAGCAAGUGGUAUGACGAAGGAUGCCGGUAACAAGGUCAAUGACAUCAUUCGAAAGUUGCCGUCAAACAAAGCCAAGGUCGAGCAACUCAUCAAUGAUUCCACAAAGACCAAGAAAAACACCCAAUACGCUGAUCAGCAGACUCAGGAUGUGAAAGAGAAAGUGCCGCAGAUCAUGGACUUGAUCAAGCUGGUUGGAACACAAUCUAGGAAUGUUCGUAGUCUUCGGGACAGUGUUAUGGGCAACAUCACUGAUCUCCGUGAGAAGAUUAUACUAGCCCGUGAUGAGGCAAACAGGAUCCGAGUUGGAAUGGAGUUCCUAGGAAACACAACAGUUGCCCUUAGAAAUCCACCAGAUGUUGACUUGGCUGGGUCAUACAGUCGCUUUACCACUUACAUUCGUACCCAACAAAGUGAUGCCCUGCUGGCUUACAUCGGUGAAGAAUUCAUCCCUGAACGAUCUGCUGAAGACUUCUUGGCCUUGGAGCUUCGCGAUGGCCGAGUAAUGUUUAAGUAUGACCUGGGGUCAGGACCAGCAGAAAUCAGUCAUCCAUGGAGCGUCAACGACAACAAGUGGUAUAAGGUUGUGGCAGAGCGGAUUGGUAAGACGGGUACACUGACAGUCGAGCGUGAUGUAGGUGUUGGGGUGGAGAGCGUGAAGGCUAGUGGUAAUUCCUCUGGGACCUUUACUGUAUUAGAGCUGAAGCCUGUCACAACAAAGUUCUAUCUUGGAGGUGUGCCUAGUACAUUUAUGCUGCCUAGAUCAGUGAUGGGUUCAAACUACUAUGAGGGCGCAAUGGAGGGUGUGGCCUUUGACAGCCAGCCAAUGGGAAUCUGGAACUUUGUGUAUGGUGAUAAUAAUUACGUUGGUGCUGUAGAGAGGAAUGUACUGGUGGAAGAAAAGUCCAAUGGCUUUAGUUUUAACGGUAAUGGCUAUGCCAUUGUGAGUGCCAAGGAGAUUAAUUUCCGUCCCCAACAGAAGGCUACCAUUAUCCUGCAUUUCAAGACUUAUGCCAGUAAUGGACUUCUCUUCUUUAUUGGGAAGGGACGCGACUUCAGCUCCAUCGAAUUAAAUGAUGGCAAGGUAUUGUUUCAGUAUGAUUUAGGAGGAAUGCCAGCCAAAUUGAUGACAGAACAAACCUAUAAUGACGGAGCCUGGCAUAAGAUUCAAGCAGCCCGCGAUAAACAAACUGGAUUCCUUAGGGUCGAUGAAGAAGAUGGAAUUGAGGGUCGCUCACCCGGAACACUGGCUUCUCUGUCAUACACUGAUGAUAUCUUCAUUGGAGGGUUCAAUGAGCUCGUCAUGCCUGUAAAAUAUGUGAGUGCCCAGGGUUUCCGUGGCUGCAUUAGGGAUGUUCAGUUUGAUAGUACAAUCUGGGAUCUUAUCAACAACAAAGAGGCUAAAGGAGUUGUUCGUGGAUGUCCCGAACAGAUGCUGCGAACAGCAACAUUUGGAGGGGUGCCAGGUUACAUUGCCAUACCGAUGGACAGUGUUGGCGUCAACUUUGAUGUUACUUUCAGGAUGAAGACCACUUCUAACUCCAGUCUGCUUAUGUAUACCUCAAACAAUGCACAGAGCACUGUAUUUUCUGUGUCAACAUCUAUGGGUAAGAUCAUUGUAACGACGGACCCUGGAGGUGAUCUGACACGUUUGGAGAGUGUGGUGAAUACCUACAAUGAUGGCAACUGGCAUUAUAUCUCCAUCAUGAAGAUGGGCAGAAUGCUCAUGUUGAACAUUGAUGAUCAGGAGAUGAUCGAAAACCCUACACAUUCCGUAGAGGAAGAACUUAUCACACAGAGACCUGUUUACUUUGGGGGCACUGACUUCUCCGUACCAGAUACCUCUGUUGGUGCCACUGCUCCCUUCUUCGGCUGUAUAUCUGAUAUAACCAUUAACGGAAAUUUUAAAAACUUUGCCAGUAUACAGAGUCAGAAUAUAAGAGCUGUUUCCCUAGGGGACUGUUCUGAAUCACAACCUACUGGACCAGUGGUGCCACCUGUUGUCAAACCUUCACCAACACCAGGUCCAGUUGAUAGAACCACUCCACCACAAGUCCAACAGUGUGCUUUGUCACCUAAUGUGGACAUCUCGCCUCCACUGGGAGAUGCAGAUGGAAAACUGUUUGGCACAUACGCAGAGAGUCGUGAGGAAUAUGCUGUGGUACCAGCCAGUAUGACUGUCAGAUUCAAAUUAAGCAUAGCAUUCCGAACAACAUCCACAACUGGGGUAUUAUUUUACGCCUCAGAUACACGACAUCGAGACUUUGUCGGAGUGUAUAUGCUAAAUGGCAAAAUAGGAGCGGCUUUUAAUUGUGGAACUGGAAUAGGAAAAAUACUGACAGCCCAGGAUUACAAUGAUGGCCAGUGGCAUACAAUGGUAUUUACAAGAGAUUUAAAACGUGGUGAGUUGGAUAUUGACGGGGAGCCAAGUGGAGAGACCACAUCUAUUGGAUUUACUCGUUCACUGAAUGAGAAGCCACCAUAUUACCUAGGAGGUCUGCCAAUGGAUAUCGGCAAAAAAGCAUCUAAAAAUCUUGAGGGUGCCAUCACAAGUUUCCAGGGCUGUGUUGGGGACUUGACAGUGAAUGAUAAGAGCUUUGGAACUCCUCAGCUCGAGUUCCAGGUACAGCCUUGUACCACUAGUGUGGAACAGGGCUCCUUCUUCUACUCGGAUGGAGGCUAUGUUCAGCUACCACCAGAGAAAUUUGUUGUUGGCUUGGACUUGGAGUUCUCUGUGGAAAUCCGUCCUCGUAACUUGACAGGUGUAAUUUUAGCUGUGCACUCAUCUGGAAGUGACUUCAUGGCACUACAGAUGAAGGAUGGAGAGAUAAUAUUCAGUGCAGACAAUGGCGGCGGAAUCAUUACCACCAAGUACACACCCCCCACCAACAAUCUCCUAUGUAAUGGUGACUGGCACAAGAUCAAUGCUGUUAAAGCAAAGAGUACAUUGCUGAUGACCGUGGAUGGUCAAAGAAUACAACCAGUCAGCGGAAAGGCAGGCAUUUCAUCAGCUGACACUACAGAACCUCUCUAUGUGGGAGGUGUACCCAAUUUGGGACGACGUGGACUGGUUGCCAAUGGAAACUACCUCGGCUGUAUACGUAACUUAGCUAUUGGAGUGGAGCGUACCCCACAGUAUAUCACUGCUGGAACUGUAUUUGGCUCAGUCAAGACGGACACUUGUCCCACAAAUUAAAAAUAAAUCUGAAUUUGAUCGAAUUUUUUUAAGGCUUGUUGCCAUGGUAACCUUUAGAGUGAAAUAGAGUAUUUAUGGCUUUUUGAAAUUAUUUUUCAAAAUUUAUAUGCUUCAAUUAUAAAACAUUUACUGUUAUAUAGCACAUGAAAUAUGCUAGUUGAAGUUGUAGAAUCUGGAGAAGGAAACAUGAAAAUGUUAAAUCAAGUUAUUUAAACAAUACUAUGUUGAUUAGAUUUCUAUUCUGCCAUCCACUUUAAGAUACCCAAAUUCUACUGGUUUAAUCAGACUAUUUUGUUUUUUCAUACAUAUUCAAAAUAAUGGUGUGUGCAUAUUCUUUUGGUAAGCAGUAUAAAAAUUGAAUGUAUUAUUUAAAAUCACAUUAUUCAUAAAAAAUAAAAGUAUGUUUAUUUACUUAGAAAUUAUUUUUCAUUUUUCAAAAAUGUAGGAUGAUAUGUUUCUCUGACAGGGUAACUAGAAGUUGAGGUUAUGGCUUAUAGAUUAUUUUCAGCGUUUGAUUUUUAUGUAUGGAAAGUAUAUAAAGAUAACUCUUUACAGAAAUAAGUGGUUAAGUAUUAAUGUUUUAGUGUAAAUGGAUGGCAGUAUAUAUAGAACAUGAUGUGUGCAAUAUGUUGGAUCUGAAGAAUGAUAGUAAUUGUAUGUGAUUAUGUUACAACCUGUAGAAUACUCUAGUGUCUUUAACUCAACUGACAAUAUAUCAAGACCUGCAUAAAUCAGGGAGAAAAAACUACAAUCAUCUGAUAUUUCUUUAAUUUUGUUUAGUAUUGAAAAGUUGCAAAUUCAAUGUUUAGAUUUAAUGGACUCAAAAUAAUGUUCAACCAUAACCUAGAACAUCAUCUAAAUACAUACAAAUGUGAUAACUAGGUAAUAUAAUUGACUGUAAAAUCUCUUUCCCUGAUGACCCUUUCAUGCACCCUGUUAUUCUUUAUUUUGAAGGCCGUGACCAGAUAUUAUUUGACAAGAAGUUGGUGACUCUGAUUUCAGUGUCAUUAGGCUUGUAAUAGUCUUUUUAUUGAAUAAUGUGUUUAAAGGUUACCAUGACAACUCUCCCGCUGCAAUUUAAAUGAAAAUUGUGUCCUUUUUCCUCACAGAAUAUUUCCUUCUUAUUUUGAAAACAGUUUCAGUCUCAACGGUUUUGUUGAUGCAUUAUACAUUUUUAAAUUUCAUUAAGGAAUUAUGUUUUCGUUUUUAAUGAUUUGUCAUCUUUCAUAUCUAAAUAGGAAUUAUCCUGUGUGGAUGGGCACAUUUUCUCAAAGUUAAAUCUGAGAAAUCUGAUAUGUAAAAGGUGAAGACCCUUAUCUCCCCUGGCCACAGUAGCUCAAUAAUACUGAAGUAAAUCCUGCAGAAAUUGUCCCUGGAUAAAUGUCAAGAUUUGUUUUUACAAUUGAUAUUGUUUUUACCUAUAAGUCCUGUCUUUCAUUUUUAUAAAUAAUGUUUUUAAAGAAAUUUUAUGUCUUGUUAUCAAUCAAAUGAUAGUAGAUGAACAUCUGCAAAUUUUAUUAUAAUUUAGAGUUAAUUGUAGAAUUUCGUAGAUUUUAGAAAAUACUUUACCUCAUCUCAGUAUUUUGUUAAUUACCUGGAGGUUUGUAAUUUUAAAUUUUGUGAUUUCCUUUAUGUUCAUCAGGGUACAUGUAUGUUUUUUAUCUUAUUAAAGAAUCUCGGUUUUAAAAUUUAUGAAUUUUGAUGGAGUUGUUUAUACAUGCCAUAUUUAGAAAUUGAAGUUGGUCUGAAAUCCUAUUAUGAUCAUUUAAAUUUGUCAAAGAUUUUCAUCUGUCAAGAUCUGAAUCAAAAUCGAUCUCUUGUUUUGUAACAAAUUUGAAUUGUCUUCCCUUCACCAUGUCAUUUUUUAAUGAUCACAAUUUGUCAACAAAUUGAGAUACAUGCAUAUCAUUGAUAAAAGCAUAAGUAAUAAUGUAAUUAAAUCUGAUUUAUAUUUACGUUCUUAAAUUUUACUUUCAUAAAAUUAGAUAAAACUUUUCAAAGAACAAAAACAUGAAAUUAUGGGAAUCAAAGAAUCAAAAUUGAAGAAAAAAAUUCGAAACAUCAUUUUAAUAUUUGUCAAAGAGAUGAUUUCUUUCUCUAUGCAUGUUUCUUAAUUUUUUGAUAUAAGUAAUUUUGGCAACUGUCCGUCUGUUUUUGUACAUUUAGUUACCUGCACAUAAAUUGUUUCGGGUAUUUUUCAAGAAUUAUUUUGUGGACUCGUGAUGGAAAUUUUUUUCAGAGGGUUUUUUUUGUUUGUUUGAUGGUUAGAAAUUUUCUUAUUAUCAUUAUUAUUAUUGCUAUGUUUAUGUGUAUUACUUUAAAUUUCAGUAUCAUGGAUUUGGCAUUUUUGAAGAAAUUUUGAUGAAAAACUACACCAAAUUAACUAAAUGUACUGAAAUAAAAAGGAGUUAAUGAAA
This is a messenger RNA of Ylistrum balloti, 13286 nucleotides long. RefSeq names its product laminin subunit alpha-like. The transcript is spliced from 75 exons. The coding region runs from base 1 to 10869 and encodes 3622 amino acids. Gene Ontology annotation, molecular function: extracellular matrix structural constituent. The record is from RefSeq and is a predicted model, not a curated record. Gene Ontology annotation, cellular component: basement membrane. NCBI's taxonomy places the organism in Eukaryota, Metazoa, Mollusca, Bivalvia, Pectinida, Pectinidae. Gene Ontology annotation, biological process: axon guidance; cell adhesion.